AUGGACAGUGGGCACUUGUACUCACCCUCCACUGACCUAUGUCUCCCGCGGUCACGGCAUAAAACAACCAACAAACCAAAACCAAAAGAGAAGGCAACUGCAAAGGUCAUAGCUAGCACCGGCUCUAGUGAGACUCGCAAGGCAAUGGUUGAUAACAAAGGCUGGCGAAAGAAAAUAGGGAGCAAACCAAAGGAACUACCUACAGUCAAGCUCGAGUCUGAUGACACUGCAGCAACGCCGCCGACUGAGGUGCUGGGCGCCGUCAACACCACUGACAAACGCCGUCACGGCUGGCGAAAGACGAUCGCAGUCAGUCGCCCGUCGACUCCUAUGACCCCAGCCCCAUCUUCUCCUACCCCGGAUGACGCUGGAGAUACUCGAAUUGAGCGGUCUGAAGCUUCCACUCCUCGCGGAGGCUCCAAACCUAAGCUCAACCGCUACACAUCGAUGUUCGCUGCCUAUAAAGAGGAACAGAAUGAUCCAAUCUUCUCAGAACCUUGGAGUCUUCACAAUCCACCGACACAAGAAGAUAUCUGGUCCUAUGUUGAUCCUGUUGUUGUCAUGGAGUCGAUCCACUCACACAUGUGCAAAAACUACAUGGUGCCUGUUCCUCUCGAAUACACCAGCGGCCUGUUUCAGGUUUUCGACGACUACAGGAAGCUUCGAUCGCGCCAGGAGCUUCUUGAGGCGCGCGAACGAGCGGCUCUUCAGAGCUCGCGUAAGGUGACUGCGCAAUGGCAUCAGUCUGAAAUCUUGUAUGAGGCUGAGAUUCGGCGCCUAGAACUGCUGAUCGCACGCGGCACGACUGGUAUGGCUGGGUACGUAACUGCUCAAACUCAGCUACCGCUGAUGCUCACAGAGCGUCCCAGACUUAUGUAUGCACGCCGAGGAACGGUGGUGGAUCGCAAACGUCAGCAUCGAAAAACCAUCUCGACUGACCGCAUCCUCUCGCAGUGCAAGCAGAUGUCUCCAGUGGAACUUGACGAAGAGAUCAGGUUAAAGACUCAGCAAGUCCUCUUGUAUCAGCCGUCAUCACCGUCUGGGAGGAUGACUACUCUAUCUCGACAAUUCACAGGCAGCGGAACCCCUAAACUCCCCUCCGGGACUGUUCAUCUCACCAGGGAAUCAGCACUAUCACGGAAAGUCAAGAGUGAACUCAAUCUGACAGAUCUACGUCAUACAGACCCUCCACACGCCACCUUCGGCGCAAUCGAUACUGGGAUAUCGAGCACCACACGCAAUACCGAGGAGAGAUCUACCUUACAGGAAGACUUGCUGGCAAAAGAAUCUCUCGAACGCGAUGCUUUCAACGCUCUCAAGGAGCUUGGCAUUCUCGUAGCACACCGUAGGGGACUGGAAGUUUCACACUUCGUCAACGGUCUGAUGGAUUUGCUCAGUUCUGCAGGUUCAGACCAGAGUUCCAUUGGUGUCACGGCUCACGAUGAUCGGGAGCGCAGCCUCGUAACUGAAAAUGGAAGGAAUAUGCCAGCAUCCGAUGUGACUCCCAGACCACCGUUGCGAAAGCCUCGAUCUCUAUCAUACCCAGAACAUGACCAGACGCGCCGUCGCCAUUUCUCUUUCGAGACCGGGGAUGAUAAAAUGAGGGAGCUAGAAGCUGACCUCAAAACAUACGGUGCUCUUUUGCAGACCGGCUCAACUGAAUCUGGGUUCUCGUCCUCAUCAGCUUUUCGUCUGUUUGACGACGGCUUAGAGAGCGAUGACAAUGACACGACUGGCUUGCUCGCCUCAGCGAGUGGUGAGCUACCGAAGCCCACGAUGAUCCCAAGCCCGGUUCAAACGAUGGGUCGUGUUCGUCGGGAAAACUCCAUGUCGAGUCUGCAGUCUGUAUUUUUCAAUAACACCCAAGAUGAACGUCACAAUUCUCGCAUCAGCAUCCAAACGGCAUUCCGAGAAGGGGCGAGUGCUAAUAAAUCGACCAAACCAAAGAGCAGGAGCAGCUCAAGUCAGAAUCUGCGCACUGCAGAGUCCCCACUGGGUUCGAAGGAACGACUCAAUAAUCUCGCAAACCGACAAAGCAACGUUGCGCUGGCCGCUGCACGAGCUGCUGAUGCUCGGAGCAGCAACCCCUCUAGGAGCGACAUACGACUAUCCACAGCUACAUCAUCGUCUCAUAAACGACAAACAACAGGGCAGCAAAGGACCGAAAACAACGAUCCUAUGCCCCACAGCAAUGCUGGUAAGAAAGAUGUUGAAUAA
This is a messenger RNA of Didymella exigua CBS 183.55, 2217 nucleotides long. RefSeq lists its product as uncharacterized. Lineage: Eukaryota; Fungi; Ascomycota; Dothideomycetes; Pleosporales; Didymellaceae. The transcript is spliced from 2 exons. Bases 1 to 2217 code for a protein of 738 amino acids. The record is from RefSeq and is a predicted model, not a curated record.